Messenger RNA from Solanum tuberosum (potato), 2590 nucleotides. RefSeq names its product pre-mRNA-splicing factor CWC22 homolog. The coding region runs from base 263 to 2590 and encodes 775 amino acids. Gene Ontology annotation, biological process: mRNA splicing, via spliceosome. Gene Ontology annotation, molecular function: RNA binding; protein binding. Gene Ontology annotation, cellular component: catalytic step 2 spliceosome. The record is from RefSeq and is a predicted model, not a curated record. Lineage: Eukaryota; Viridiplantae; Streptophyta; Magnoliopsida; Solanales; Solanaceae. The transcript has 7 exons.
UCUGAAUAUCGGGCUUGGUAAAAUAUCCACUUCUUUCCCUACCCGAAUUCUUCUCUGUUUUUCCCCAAUUCCAAAUCCAAAUCGGAAGCUUUCGCCGGCGGAGCUAAAGGUCCUGUAAUCUUCACAUAGAUCCCGGCGUUUGUUGUAGUGGAAGUGUUUCUGGAAUUCACCUAUUUUUUUUCUUUUUACUGUAUGUAGACAUUGUUGUGUGCUUCAAAUAAUUGAGUAUUGAAUUUUGUGAUUGUAAGCACAAGUUGCGCUUAUGGAGAAGGAUUUGAGUGAGAAUAGACAUCGUAGGAGAAGGAACGAUGAGGAUGUGAAGAAAGUCGAGCGGCAACGGCAUAGGGAUAGAAGCAGUUCGGAUGAUGAUGAUGAUGAAAGAGGUGAUAGUAGGGCGAGGAGGCGAGUAAUUGAACGUGAAAAUGGUGAUGAUGGAAGGGGGGAUAGGAGGGCGAGGAGGCGAACAAUUGAACAUGAAAGUGGUGAUGAUGAUGGUGGUGGUGGUAAUAAUGGAAGGGAUGAUAGGAGGUUGUCGAGGCGAAGAACUGAACGUGGAACUAGGGAUGAUAGUGAUGAUGGUUCGAAGCGGAAGAGUCAAAGAGAUGAACGGGAAGAUAGUGCUGAAAGGGGUGAUAGGAGGUCAAAAGAAGAACAGGAAGAAGAAGAUGAUGAUGGUGACAGAGAUAAAACGAGGGAGAGGAGGAGAAAAAGUGAACGGGUUGAUGAUGAUGAGAAGGAUGAUAGGAGGGAGAGAAGACGAAGAAAUGACCGUGAAGAUGAUGCUGGAAGGGAUGACAGAAGACAGAGGAGGCCAAAAGAUGGAAGUGAAGAAGAUGAUGAAAGGAGGGAUGGUAGGAAGGAAAGCAGAAAAAAUGUAAGCCAAGUUGAUGAGGACGUUGAAAGGGAUGAUAGGAGUAGGAGGAAACGAAGACAUGAAGGUGAAGCUGGUGAUGUAAAAGAUGAUAGGAAGGAGAUGAGUCGAAGGAAUGGAGAUGAAAGAAAUGAUAGGAAGGAGAAGAAGCAACGUGAGUCUGAUGAUGAAAAGGUGCAAAAGAGAAGGGAGGGUAGGGUUGAAAGGUAUAAUUAUGGUAGAGAAGGGGAUAGGAAAGAGAAGAGGAGGAAUGUAGAAAGAGAAAAGAAGGAUGAUGGUGAUGACCAUGAUAGAAAGGAUACAAGGCAAAGGGUUGGGGCUGAUAAGCAUGGAAAAGAGAAAAAUAGGGAAGAUAAUACCCAAGAAGAUGGGGCACUGAAAGCCAGUGAGGUUUCCAAGGUGCAAAAGCAAGAUGGUAAUUUGAAUGUCGAUACAGCAAAAUUGGGCAGGAGUGGGGGAGUGUACAUUCCACCAUUCAAAUUGGCUAGGAUGAUGAAGGAGGUUCAGGACAAGAGCAGUGUUGAGUACCAGAGGAUGACUUGGGAUGCUCUGAGAAAGAGUAUCAAUGGACUGGUGAAUAAAGUUAAUGCAGCAAACCUCAAAAACAUAAUUCCAGAGUUGUUCGCAGAGAAUUUAAUUCGAGGGAGGGGUCUGUUUUGUAGAUCCUGUAUGAAGUCCCAAAUGGCUUCUCCGGGUUUUACUGAUGUGUUUGCUGCUUUGGUUGCGGUCGUUAAUACCAAGUUCCCUGAAGUGGGUGAUCUUUUGUUAAGAAGGAUCAUACUGCAGCUGCAAAGAGCUUAUAAACGUAAUGAUAAGCCUCAGCUGUUAGCAGCUGUCAAAUUUAUUGCUCACCUUGUGAACCAACAAAUCGUCCACGAGCUUAUUGCUCUUGAACUACUCACGGUUUUGUUGGAGAAACCUACUGAUGAUAGUGUUGAGGUUGCGGUUGGUUUUGUUACAGAAUGUGGUUCAAUGCUUCAGGACCUCUGUCCACGAGGAUUACAUGGAAUCUUUGAGCGGUUCCGUGGUAUACUUCAUGAAGGAGAAAUAGAUAAACGUGUUCAGUUCUUAAUUGAAAGCCUCUUUGCAUUGCGUAAAGCAAAGUUUCAGGGUUACCAAGCUGUGCGUCCAGAACUUGACCUUGUUGAGCAGGAAGAUCAAUUAACACAUGAAGUUUCUCUCUCAGAUACAAUAGAUCCAGAAAUUACUUUAGGUAUGUCAGUUCUUCCAGCAAAUAGUAGUUCUCUUGGAACAUCCAUCACAACAGAAAUAUGGGUCGAAAUUUUGAAAUUGAACCUUUGUGUCUGCUCUGGGAAUGUUAUAGAAAAGAAUAUGCAGAUGGAAUUGUGCAUAAUGUUAUUGGAGUGCUGCAGUCAGGAGAGGACUUAUCUUCGUUACUAUGGACUACUGGGACAGCGAUUUUGCAUGAUUAACAAAAUUCAUCAAGAAAACUUUGAGAAAUGCUUUGUGCAGCAGUACUCCAUGAUCCACCGGCUCGAAACUAAUAAACUUCGUAACGUGGCCAAGUUUUUUGCUCAUUUGCUCGGCACUGAUGCUCUUCCUUGGCAUGCUUUGGCUUAUAUAAGGCUGACAGAGGAGGACACAACCUCUUCUUCUCGUAUAUUUAUUAAAAUCCUAUUCCAGGAAAUGUCGGAGCACCUUGGCAUCCGCUUGUUGAAUGAGCGUCUUAACGACCCCACCAUGAAUACUACUCGAUAA